Messenger RNA from Exophiala spinifera, 1383 nucleotides. RefSeq lists its product as uncharacterized. The record is from RefSeq and is a predicted model, not a curated record. Lineage: Eukaryota; Fungi; Ascomycota; Eurotiomycetes; Chaetothyriales; Herpotrichiellaceae. Bases 1 to 1383 code for a protein of 460 amino acids. The transcript has a single exon.
AUGACCGAUUCAGACUCCUCGACGCCGAGUAGCUUGUCCAUCAGCAGUCUGGAAAGCGAGGAUGACGACCCUGAAACACCAGAUGAGUCGCAACACGGCUCGAAAAGAGGCAUACCAUCUCGCAGACGUUCUGUUGAGCUGAUCAAUGGCCAGCUGACAGUCUGGCAGCGAUCGAUAUCUGCCUGCAUGGUAGACCCAUUUGGUCAACUUGCGAUUGAGAUUGAUGGCGUGACCAAUCAACUCCUUUACUUCUACGGGCAAGACGCGUAUUGGCAAACUGCGUACGCAUUGUCGAACAGCAUCAAACCAAGCAUCAAAGGGUCUUGGGAAUAUCAGACCAGUCUAUCGCGAACCCAUUUCCACAUCCUCAUGGCCCGAUCAGCCUUGCAUCAGCUCCGUCUGAACAAGUAUAUUUCAGCGGGAAAGCAGAAAGACCUCGAAGUUGCCGCAUUGAAGCACCAAGGUAAUGCCAUCGCAGUCCUGAGAAAGCAAGUGGCACGAGGGCCGCAAGCCGAUAAAAAGGAAAUCCUCACUUCAACAAUCAGUCUUGCCACGUUUGAGCAGAGGUAUGGUGAUCCAGAAAAGUCAUACUUACACUUCAAGGUGGCGAGGGAUAUAAUCAGACAACUCGGAUUUCGGGGAGGCCUCCAUGACCGCCUCCGUGAAGAGCAGGCGUUAUGGUUCGAGGGUAUCUAUCAAGACCCAAAAGCAUCAUUCGUCUGGAGCCCCGAAGAUGCCACCACUCGCUUCAAGUGGUUGAAGACUUUGCUGGCCGAGGUCGAUCAAAUAUGGCGCGACCGCAUCCUGCUUCCACCAAAGCACAGAACCUCCUUUUUGGGGGAGAAUAAGAGAUUGCAGGAGUUUCUCCUGCGCAAGACGACAGGCAAAUUGAUCAGCAUUUAUGGUGACAUUGACGAAAAUGUGGCACAGCAGAGAUGUCUGCUUAUCUUGGUGUGCAUCAUAGUAGGUCUGCACGCACAGCUGGAAGCAAAGUCCAUUCUGAGACAAAAUCCCAAGGCGCUGGCAGUCUUUGACGCCAUAAGUGCCUACGUUACCGGCCUUGAGGAAAGACUCAUUGACCUUGAUCUCGGGAGCGAACACUCGGCCGCAGAUUUGCUCUGGAUCAUGUUGGAGAACUAUCGGGACUUCAAGCCUCAUAGUGCAAAUCCAGCGGCAGUUGAAGCACUUGACAAUCUCGACCUUGCCAACUGUCACUGGCGAGCUUCUGCGGUCGCAAAUGUGCUGAAGUACUUGCCUAAAGAGCGACAAGUUGAAUUGAGAGAGUGGCUGUCUGGUUUUGUUCAGAGUACCAGAUAUCCCGGGAAAGCGGCUGCAUUGAACCAAUUUGCAUUUAGCUAUGCAGGUGUGGGAGUCAAGUGUUGA